CGGACGUGGUCGGGCACGUCGCGCCGGUGGCAGGAACAUAGAGUCGUUAAUUACAAAAGUAAGAGAAAGUGAAACAGAAAAAUGGCGACUUCAAAUAUAACAGACAAAUACGUAUUUAAUUUUAAAGAGCAAUGGGAAUUCGUAGACAGAUGGCCUCUAAUGAGCUCACCAUGGCCCAUGCUGUUUAUUACAGCCUCGUAUCUCCUCUUCGUAUUCAAACUUGGCCCAGCAUACAUGAAGGGCAAACAACCAUAUAAUCUAAAAAACAUUAUCUUAGUUUAUAAUAUUGUACAAGUCUUCGUUUCCUGCUAUAUCUCUCAAUAUGGAGUCCAAACUAUAAUGAAUAAGGGACUUCUAGAGUGGAAUACUUGCUGGUUUCAUUCUGAAACGUUUCGAUAUGUGGUUGGCAAAGGUCACUAUUACUACUUCCUAGCGAAACUUUCAGAACUUUUGGACACAGUUUUCUUCGUGCUUCGAAAGAAAUGGAAUCAAGUUUCCUUCCUUCACGUGUAUCACCAUACACUGAUGUUCAUUGGAACGUGGGUGACCUUGAAAUACGAACCAUCCUACAGUCUGUUUUUACUAGGAACCGUGAAUUCCUUCGUACAUAUUAUUAUGUACGCUUAUUAUGGGAUGGCUGCAUUCCCCAGUUUGAGAAAGUAUUUGUGGUGGAAAAAGUAUAUUACGAAAAUGCAAUUGAUUCAAUUCGUGGCCGUCAUGAUUCAUAUCCAAAUAAACACGACUCUCACACAAUGUCGACUUUCCUACUUCUUAUUAACAUUGAUCUGGUCCAACUUCUUUCUAUUCCUAUAUUUGUUCGGAAAUUUCUACGUCAACAGCUACAUCAAGAAGAGGAAUGACGAAAAAAAUGAGAAAAACAAUUUCAGUAAACACAACGCAUUGAAUAGUGAUACAAAUAAAAACAAUAAUUUAAUAAAAACAUCUGUUUCAAAAAAGUAAUAAUCCUGACCAACGACUUCAAUCUAUAGACAAGAGCAUUCACAGCAACUUCAUGUUCCAGACAGCUCCAAAUAAAACACUAUCAAUAGGGUAGUGUGUUCUUUUAGUGUUGAAUGUUGUCAAAGAGUAUCAGUACCGUAGUACCGUGAAUAGACGUACAACACAUUCCAUUUUGCUUUGACCCAGAGGCCUUCCGCUUACAAUUUAUAAUUCUAUACUUAGAAUAAUAACGCAUAGAAACCUAGACCGCACACGCUGAGGCAAAUUGAAGCGCUCCCAAAGGGCCUACACGAGCGGGCGGGCCGUCAAUGCUCAAGGUCAACUUGCACCG
Molecule: messenger RNA, 1291 nt
Organism: Hyposmocoma kahamanoa
Lineage: Eukaryota; Metazoa; Arthropoda; Insecta; Lepidoptera; Cosmopterigidae
Product: elongation of very long chain fatty acids protein 4-like
Exons: 6
Coding region: 82-960 (292 amino acids)
Biological process (GO): sphingolipid biosynthetic process; fatty acid elongation, saturated fatty acid; very long-chain fatty acid biosynthetic process
Cellular component (GO): endoplasmic reticulum membrane
Molecular function (GO): fatty acid elongase activity
Source: RefSeq, a predicted model, not a curated record